UCAAGAUUGAUGGCAUACUGCAAUAAAAUCUAUUUGCUAAUAUCUCUUUUGUUAUUAUUUUGUAGUCAUUUCUUCAGGGAGAAUCUUUUACAAAGUGUGGGGGUUAAAAGAAACUUGGAUACAUAGAGAACACUAACAACAAAUCCGACGUGAAAAUAACGGUCCGACGAACGGUGUAACCAUGGUUGAAUUGGUGUAACUAUGGCCGUACAUUUGAAGCUGCUUCUUCACAACCUUGCGAGGCUGUUGGGCAGUAAAGAUUUCCAUUGUUGUUUCUAGUUGAUUUUAUUUUAAUGGUAUUCUCAAGUAAUCCCAACAACCGGGUCACGAUGUCGCCUAGAGGAAUCCUCAAGAAUUCGCAGGACGAUUCAGACCACCGCGCUAAGGCAGGUUCAUCUUCAGCAGCUCUCUCUUGCAUCGAUUCCAAUGGUAGGAAGUUGGUGAACAUUGUGAACAAAGCUUCGUCUUCUCCCAAUAAGUUAUUCCCCAAUUCAAAAUCAAAUGCAUCGUUGAUAGAUCCUACACGAGAAGUGACCCAACUGGCAAACUUUAAUCAACUAUUAACUAUAGAAAAAUCUAAAAACGGGAAAGAGGUUUACGAUACUCCAUCGACUUUCGCUUAUCCUGGAGUAGAAGUGAACCAAGAAUCCAAUGACAAAGAGGAUGUACUCGGUAUUUCAUCGUUGAAUGAUGCUACCAAAAACCUGCUGCUGAACAAUAAAGAUCACAGCAAAAUACAACACACAGCGCAGGUAUUCAAGGACAGGAGUGAAGAUACAACAGUGAGAAAAAGAAAGGUUUUGCCAGCCCCGCCAGCGAGUGGAGGGUUAGGUUGCGUAGUCCGGUACGAGAAGGAGUUUGGCGAAAGACUACCGAGUCAACAGCCCCUCUACGUUUCAGCUGUGCAGAGAAGUUUGUCGAGCCUUCAACAAGGAUGUACUAGGCCGAUAAUUGAACGACGUCGUGAGGAAAACAGUGAUAGUGAAAUCUAUGUAUCAGUGAAGUUGAAAGAUGGAAACCAACGGAUAAAUGAAGUGCAGCAAAUCGGAUGUAUUGCUGCAAAUUCCGCACAGAAAGACAUGAAGGCUCCAACGAAGCCCGUGAAUUACGACGAGUUCAUUGAAGAACUUAAGAAAGUUCAGCGCGGAUUGUCACUGGAACGGAAAUGUAAAAACCCAAUUCCCGAUGACGUCAAGGGUAUUAUUAAGGUGGAAAAAUGUCCGAAAAUUUCAGCGUCGAAAGUGCGUCGGACACCGGAAAAAAUAUUGGCCCUUAGUGACGUUGCUCGCGACGAACGUCGUUGUAAAGGCCAGCGGCCAGAGAAACCAAAACGAGUUGCUCACGGAGCAAAAAUAACGUUUAAAGAUGAAUUAUUGGGAACUGUUGCAUCUCAUAAUCAUGCACCUGGUGAGACAGCUAACCCAGUAGAAAUAUUACAGCUCCCCUCUGAUUGGGUCACCGUGGCUGAAACUAUUGUUCAAAAGUCUAAUGACGGGGAAACCAAAACGGGUCCUUGCAGUCCUACUUUCGACAUUAAGGCGGUUGACGUUUUGAUCGCGAGAUUCAAGAAGAGUUGUGACGAGGUCAACGCGUCAACACUUCUCAACAUUAAGCCAUCAUCAGUGAAUAUCGAUGAAUCUCUCGGCGAUCAUACUACAGUCAUGGUCCAACCAGCGCCAAUGGCAGCAAUGGGUACUGGGUGCCCUAAGACCAUAGCGACGCUCGAUCCAAUCUCAAGCUCUUUUGGAGGCGACUCUGGUAAAGCUUUAGGAUUGCGUUCUUCGGGUGAUGGCGGCAACUGCUCUCCUAAGUGUGAAUUAUCAUUAAUAAAUGCCCUUAAAAAAUGUAAAACUAACAAUGCUUUAUUUUCAAACUUAAGUGACGGUAAUACGGGUGGGCUGUUCCCGGAAGCUCCUCAUGUUCAUUCAAAAAUGUUGAGUGUACACCAAAAUGCGGCAGAAAAUUUUGACAUGACUUUAGGAAAAGAGCUUCAAUGUAUGGAACUUGGAUUGAUCAUUCCCCCUCCGAGUUUCCACAGCUCAAUUAAUUUGCCGGCUACAGAUGUUAUCACUGCCGGGUUAGACGAGACAUCUGAAAUACGCAACGUUUUAAAUGAACUUGACUCGCGCCUGAAGCAUGAAAGUGAAAGUCUGGGCAUGAGCAGCAGCAGCAGCAGCAGUGACGUCGAGUCGUCCCUAUUCUCCAGCAGCAGCAGCAGCAAUGGUAAUAACAACAACAAAAAUGACAGGAAAAGUGGCAAUGGCAACAAUAAAGUCAACAACACAAGAAACUGCAUUAACGAGAACAAGACAAUCGGUAAAAAAAGCGACCACACGACGAUUAACAAACAAAAAGAUAGGAGCUCAAUCGACGAGCGCAACGGCACUGGCAUCACCAGACGCUGUGAUGACACAGCCGUGCGUUGCAUCACAGACAAGCCAGCAUUCCAUUUACUCUCUGACAGAAAGGAAAUCGAGAGACACUCCAAUCACACCCUUCACAUGAACAAACUAAACGCGUACGUGUCACGAGGUCACGACUUUGACCCGAGCAAAGUAUGUCCUGGAACUGCAAAUCAAAUUAUUCGUCAAAGAGGUGAAUGUUUUCAAUCAAGCAGUAAAGCUACUCGGGAAAUUAAAAGGAAUGAUUUGAUUGGCAGUACAAAUUCAAUUUCAAUGCACGAAGGCACUUCGUCGUCAAGAAUUUCUUCCAAAAAGGAGCGAGAAUCCGAAAUAUUUUCAUCCUAUACCAGCCAGAAAGUUAAACCGAGUAGAAAAUUUUCAUCCCCGAAUUCAACAAGUGAUGCAAAUUCACGGCUGAGUUCUUCAAGUCAACGCACUGCCAAGUAUUUAGAAUCGUCUUCUUCAAGUCAACAAGACGUGAAGACUCCAAAAUUGUCGUGUUCGAUUCCUCGCACGAAUGUCGUGGCGAGGUCGAAGCCGGUGCGCAGGAAGCGAAGUCUGUCGUCGCAUCGUCGACGAGCAGAUGUCCUUUGCUCCUCGAGUUCAGACGAAGAAAAAGACAAUAUUAAUAGAUUUAAUCCUGGUCGGAUCAGGAACCUCGAGGAUCUAUUACGCUACAGGAAUCUUAGGAUCGUGACGCUGCGGAGCGACAGCCUCGAUCAGUUCCCCAGACCGCUGCUGGCGCUGCCGCUGCUGCAGAUCAUCAGACUCGAUUACAACAAGAUCUCUUCGCUGCCUCACGAUCUCCGUGAUCUCUGCAGGCUGGAGGAGCUUUGGCUGAGCCACAACCACCUGGACUCUCUAGCUGCGGUGUCGGGGCUGGCGACGCUGCAGGUGCUGGUGGCCCACAACAACAGGGUCGUCGUGCCCCCAGAGCUACCCUCGCUCGCUGCCCUCAGAACCCUCGACUUGGCAUCGAACAAGUUGUCUGGAGCGUUCUUGGAGGUGGCAGCGAGUGGCAAGAGUGGCCCGAGUGGCGAUAAUAUCAAAAAUGGCUUGGGGGAGACGAAUGGAAAAAGUGGGAAUUGUGACAACUAUUUUAGAGAGGAAACUCGAGAGGGAACAAAGAGGGGGCGCUCUGCCCCUCUGAGCAUCAACCUCAGCAGCAACCCUUUGGCUGGAUCCAUGCGGUGUAGCCUCAAUAACGUGACAUCGCUGUCGCUGGGUGAGAGCAACCUGACCUCCCUAGACGUGACCUCGCUGACCUCGCUCCGUGAGCUGCGGUGUCACAGCAAUGACCUCACACAUCUGGCACUGCAUGGAGCCUUGAUUACUCAUAUCUAUGCGGACCACAACCAGCUGAAGACGAUACAGAGUCGCUACCCUCCACGUCAGCUGAUACGACUCAGCGCUGCGUGCAACAUGAUGACCGAUUUUCCUCCUUGGAUGAAUCUUUGUGGAGAUCUGAAAGAACUGGACUUGAGCUGGAACAAGAUAUCGAAUUUUCCAUCCUGGUUGCCUUUACCAAACCUUAUUUACCUUUCGCUCCACCACAAUAAAAUUUCUCAGUUACCUGAACUCGACUCCAGAAACCAAAAUGGCGAUUUGGGACAUUCCGGAAAUCCUUUGUCCAAGUUUGGUAUCCAAGGUACCGAUGAAGAUGCCCCUCCACAACCUCCUCCAAGGAUGCCCAAUGUGUUCGCGUCCAACGGAUCUCGAGUGCCCGCUUCUAAAGCCCUUCGAGGUUUGGGUGGCAACGUUCCUGUGUCCAUAUCGCCUCCUCUAAAGCCUCACAUGCGUAAAAACAGCCAAGUUAUUACACCUGUCAGUGCUUGUUUACCUGAAUUUCCUCCACCCCCUCCUCAGUUUUUAGAAAAUACGGAAGAUGUGGAUAAAACUAAUAGAAAUGGACCCAAUUGUUUCUCAUGGAACGAACCUCUUCCUAACCCUACUCCUCCAGCGCCUCCCAUUCCACCUCAUUCUGUAUCACCUUCUGCUUUUAAGCCUCACAUUCACGUUCUUCACGAUACUGCUCCACCUGUGCCUCCUAUUCCAGCUUACCUAAGAUCCAGAAUGUUAUCAGAAGCAAAACCAUCGACGGUAAAGGGAGCAAGAAACGCUUUGGUGUCGCCUGAAGAUGAAGGACACUACGAAGAAUGCGGUAAAGCCAGUCAUGAUUACCAUCCUUUGGAAACUCUUCUCUUGCAUCACAACAAAAUAAAAAUCCUGCCUGAGAAUUUUUUGCAAAUGUUGCCCAACUUGCGCGUGGUAAACGUGAGCAACAACCAACUGAUGGAAAUCCCACGGAUUUCAGUGCCCAAUAAAAAAAGCUCUGGAAUCAACGAUGCCCCGACAUUUACCUUCUCGAUAAACACGGCGCGUCCAAUACUGGAGAACCUGGAGGAGUUCUACUGUGGCUGUAACGCCCUGACAGAGCUGAGGGCUCUGGAGCAUUGCUCCAAACUGCGAGUGCUGCAUGCACCGUACAACGAGAUAUCGCUCCUGCCUGACAGACUAAUCGCGAGUUUGCCAAGACUGGAAGAGCUGACAGUGGCGGGCAACUACCUGCAUAACCUACCUAUGGGCAUAGCCUCGCUGCAACACUUGAGACUUCUACGUGUAAACUGCAACCCUCUACAGCUCCUGCCUCCUCUAGCGCCCUUACCCAACAUCAAGGUGAUUGACGCCUCGCAUUGCCAGCUGGGCGAGCUACAACUGGACGCCAUCAUCUCACCAUCCCUCAUCAUCUUGGACGUGGCAGAGAAUCCAUCCAUGUCUGUAAACCCCGAGCAGGUCAAUCGUUGCAGUACGAGGAAAUCGGUGAGCGUAGUGGACGCCAGCAAGGAUCGCUUUUCUGAUGCACCUGAUGCGGACUAUACACCAGACUGCUGUCCACCAGCAGUGAAUACCAGACUGGAAAAAAUUUUCACUUCUGGAGACCGAACUCUCGGUCAUCGGUCCAGGGAAACUGGUGGAAUUGUAGAGCGAACAAAUGGCGCAACUUUAAGAGACACAACAAUGGGUCCAGAGGAGAUAAAGAUGGCCGCUGCAAAUGUUACGGGAGAGGCUGCAACCAGCCUGCCAGGCCCAAGAAAAUCUUGGAGGGUUGGUUUUGCAGAAUGCAUUGGACGAGAAGAAAGGCUUAAAAGUUUACAACUGCGAGUAGCAGAUUUGAACGGCGAUGGUCUAAGUUGUCUUUUCGGCCUCAUCGAGGAGUCUAGAAUUGCGCUGGAUUCAACCCCCUCUCAAACCCAAAAACCAGAGGCCAAAACCUCAGAGCAAUCGAGCAAUAAUGCUUCGGAUUCGUGCUAUUCCAAAAGCCACAACUCUAUCAACUGUCCAAACUUCUCCUUAGCACUUGGCCCCGAUACCACGAACUUCACCCUGACCCACUGCCCAAUUUCCCCCAACGGGAUCAUAUCAAUACAAAGGAAAUCGGAAAUUGACAAGGCUAAUUGUUGCACUAUAGUCCAGCUCCCGACGUCGGUAGGGGCGAUGCUCAGUGAAAUACCGCGCCUGUUCCAUGAAGACCUGAGAACUGAAGAGGAAGAACCGCUUAAACGCAGCAUGUUGACUGCGCUUCAGCGUCAAGUUCUCCGCGGCCAUGCACUACCCAAGGGUUUCUCGAUGGUGCACCUUGUUAAACCUCCAGAGUCCCCUCCCAUUUCUUUCUCGGCGGCCACGUCCACAUUGUCCACCAUUCCCCCCGUGUCCACUAUUCCCCCCGCGUCCAUCCCGAGGACAGGGUCGUCGGGAAGUGUCCGCUUGAGCGUGUCGAAUUUUGGGGCAGCGAUGGCAAUGAUGGCAUCGCAUCGGGCGGCUCAGCUCCUGACACCGGAGGUCGCAAGUGAUGUGCAGGAGACGCGUUGCCCGGGCGCCGCGACCCCAACGACCUGCGCCCCCAGCACCGCGUCCUGGGUCGUCACUGACGACUGCGUGGCGGUCGUCCUGGCCUCCUCCGGGUUAUGGGCAACGAUGCAGCCGUCCGAGGUGAACCAAGUUUGCUUGCGGACUCCGGACCCAUCCUUGGCUGCGCGACGUCUGCUGACGCUGGCACAGACGUAUGGGGCUACAGACUCCAUCAGCGUCAUGGUCGUGUCUCUUGGUGAACUGAACAACGAUGCCUCACCUUCUGGUAUUCCUCCUAGCCUCGGGAACAGUAUUAGGGCCUCAACUGUCAUGGUGAAACCGGGGAACACUGACGAAGCCGAUGUUGUUCCAAAGGGAAUUAGGAGAACACACGAGGCUCCUGUUGUUCCUCAGAAAAUGGGUAGAACAAUCGAGGCCGUUCGUCGGAUAAGCCGCGGCGCCGUGAAAAAUAAUAUUAUCAUGAAGAUAGAAAAAUAUGAUGACAGAUCUGAGAGAAGGACGAAAGAAAGUGAUUUCUCAAGAGCGUCCAGUGGAGAAAAUUGUUGUGAUGGUGGCAAGAAAACCCAAUUGACUGGGCAGAUGGCAGAGAAGAGAGCUAAAAAACUGCUAGAAUCGAAGAAGCAGCCAAACUCAAAAAUUGGCGGAUCACUUACGCAAUCCAAGCAAGCAGAAAAUGACUGCAAAAAUGAUAAUGUCCACGAAAAUUAUAAGAUUUUGGAUUUAGACGAGAACCUCAGUAAGCCAAGCGAAUUGCCAAACCACAAAAAUAGAGCUGCUUAUUCCAAGCAGAAUUAUUCUGAACAAAUACGGGACGAACGCAAUUCGAAUGGGAAGAAAAAGCGCAAUUCAAGUUCACAUUUUAGUGACUCUUUGAAGAGAAACAGAAUUUUGUCCCUACCUUGCUUAAGUGCCGAGCUGCUGAACAAAACUGCCGACGCGGAGACGUUUCCUCCGCUGCCGCUGGAUCGGUCGUCUCCAAGUGGCCAAAGCUUCAGCGAUCUUAGUCUCAUUGCUGUCGAAGAGGCCGAUGAGUUUGACAAACAUUGUCCCGUUUGGCCUGGUCAAUUGGGCCCGGUGGCACCGUCUGGACCAUUUGCCAUCGAUCUCAACAGACCCGAUGAUGGGUUAGAUGAGGACCAAUUCGACCACAACUCAGAGUUCGUUCCAAAGUUUAAGCGCCGGAAUUCUUUUGAUGGAAGUCCACUAAAGCGAGACAGAUUUUCGAUGAGAAGUUCGGCGGACUCAUUUGUAUCGAACAGUUCGAAAACGACACUUUAUAUAGAAGAGCAGGAUUCAACCCGAAGUUCGCAACGGAGCAUUCUGAAGAAGAAUUCUGUUCCUGUUUUUCGACCAUUCUACCAUUUUCCGAGCCCUGACUCCCUUGCACAACUGAACAAGACCAACUCAGGCCGAUACUCACCCAGUCUCCCACACGCCUUCCGGUCAAGGUCCCACCUGGGCAGAGAUUCUGAUCGGUCCAGUUUGGCGUCGCGGAAGCUGAGCGUCUUAAGUAAAUUUGAUGGACACUCUCGUUCCUCUUCUUCGAGGUCUCUGAGCUCGCUGGCCCUGAGCGACAGCGACUGCAGCGGUGAUGAAAUGAACGUCCAUGCCGACGAAGUCGAUGAGCAACACGUGUCAGAGGAGCAGCUGAGGAGCUUCGAGUAUCUGCUGGAGAAGAACGCGAAGAAGGUUUACCUCAGGGACUUGGACUCAGCCGCGGAGGUGGCGAGGCUUCGCAAUUUCGUGAAGGAACGCGCGUUGCGGCAAGCGUCGUCGGUGCCGGACCUCAUGGUUGCUCAACGCCGGCGCAUGAAAUUGGAGAACGAAAUUGCCAAAAAACUUAUCGAAUUAAAGAACACCAAAGAACGCCACUGGUGGGAGUUAGAUGAACACGAACCUCGAGACGAGGAAGGUAGCACAGAUAUGAAUUUCAGCAGCGAUUUCAUUGUAACACCGAAAAAUUCAAGUGAACCUUCGAAACCCCGGCAUAUUUUGCUAGAAAAGGGAGAGAAGGGUUUGUCUAAGGAGCAAGAGUGCAAUAACCCUCGAUCUCUGCACAACGGGACCCCAACAACCUCCCAAUUAUUCAAACGUGGAGUGGUUAGGAAAUCCCGUUUUGGGAGCGGUACAGCGCGAGUGUUGCAAAACAGACUUUUUAACGCGACGAUAAGUAAAGCUGCCACUGCCAAGAUGGCGACCACCUCUAACACACAAAGCGAUAAGCAAGAUGCGUCAAGUUCAGUCUCGACUUUCAGGAGGUUUGGAAGCCUGCAAAACUUGAAGCAAUACCAAAAGAAAUCUUCAGUGAGUGUGAAGGUUUCUGGAAAGUCUUCCCAAAUUCCAAGUUUCAAACGCACCAAAUCUUUCGGUUCUCUUUACUCAGCGGGAGAUCUUGCAUCGCUACGUCCCGAAGCCUUCCAGAACAAUGCCAUGGAAAUGGAAGAGUUGGCGAGUCUGGACUCUGGUGACCGUGACUCACGAAUGAAUAAUUACUGGCAUGCUAAUACGACGGUGUUUUAACUAGGUAUUAAUUACAGUGAAGGGAGGAUCAUUCCUCAACAUGGCUGGCGACUGGACACCAAGACCAUACAUAAGUGUCUGUCACUGUCAAUCUUUGUGUCUGUCAUCUUAAGUGUUUGUCACUGUCAAUCUUUGACAGUGAUUUAACUUUGGCUGUAGAAAUACUCCCAGAAAUUAUAUGCUUGUAUAAUUGCAGAAGUUUUAUCACUCGAAAUAAUUCACUACUGAAUACUCGUAACAACAAAGAUAAAUUGAAUUUUGCACCUUAUUAAAUUAUUUGUAUCAUACGAGGCAAAAAGUAUGUGCAUGUGUAAUUAAAUAUGAUGGUUCACAACCGUAAAUACUGAUGAUAAAAGUCCAACAGGAAAAUGAUGAAGGUCCAACAGGAAAAUGAUGAAGGUCCAACAGGAAAAAAAAGGUCCAAAAAGCAGCUCAGAUAUGCAUCUGACGAAUGCCUCGAAUUAUUGUAAGGAAUAUAGUUUAUUGAUAAAUGGGGAAACUGUU
This is a messenger RNA of Hyalella azteca, 9296 nucleotides long. RefSeq lists its product as uncharacterized. Lineage: Eukaryota; Metazoa; Arthropoda; Malacostraca; Amphipoda; Hyalellidae. Gene Ontology annotation, molecular function: protein binding. The transcript is spliced from 18 exons. The record is from RefSeq and is a predicted model, not a curated record. Bases 294 to 8792 code for a protein of 2832 amino acids.